AUGCCACGCAUUCCGACACGGCUCCUCCGCAAAGCGUAUGCUAUAGAUCCCCUGCUACCCGCUCUCCUGGCGCCCUGUCGCGACCUCGCCGCCGCGCAGGGCGAGCUGCGAUGGCUGCGUGAACACGUCGAGCGAGUCGCGCAAGCGCGUCGUGCACGCGGUGAUGAGCUGGCAAAGGGCGCGCUUCUGAGGCAGCUGGUCAGCGAAAGAGCGUCGGGGAAGCCGCUGCAGUACACGCUCGGAACUGAAUAUUUUGGAGACUUGGAGAUUCGGUGCAGACCCGGCGUGCUGAUCCCCAGGCAAGACACUGCGGCCUCAAUCACGCAUCUUGUCCAUCUCCUACGUGAUGCGCCCAGCCUGCCUCCAGAACUACGGCUGCUGGACCUCUGCACUGGCACUGGCUGCAUCCCCCUCCUGUUCCGGCACGAGCUAUACUCGGCGCGCCAGGACGUCCACUUGCGUGCGCUUGCCGUCGAUGUGUCAGAGGAAGCUUUGGCUCUAGCACGUCACAACCUGCGAAGCGUGGACGCGAGCAGAGCCGGCACAAAACAGGACCGCAUACAUUUGCUGAAGGCAGACGUCCUCCUCGAUCCAUUCGCAGACCAAGUCACGGGAGCACCCUCACUAAAGGCCGCAAUGAACGAUUACCGCCAGCCACCCUUUUGGGACAUUCUCAUCUCCAAUCCGCCGUAUAUAUCACCAUCGGACUACUGGAAGACGACCACACGCUCCGUGAGAGGCUACGAGCCGAAGCUGGCGCUGGUGCCGCCGCAAAGCCCACAUAUAGACGACAUCCAGACGGCCGAUGCCUUCUACUCCCGACUCCUCGAUAUCGCGCGCGACGUCGAGGCUAAGAUUGUGCUUCUGGAAGUGGCAGAUCUGGAACAAGCCCACCGAGUUGCUCAGCACGCCAGGGCACUCGAGAUUUUCGACGGCAUCGAGAUAUGGCGAGAAGAUCCUGGCGCUUCUACUCCCUCUCCCUCAGACACGACCAGCUUCUCCAUCGUCGGCGAGGGUAAUGCUCGAUCCGUCUUGUGCUGGCGUGGAGCAGGGUCCUCGUGGCUCGGCAAAGCUGCCCCAGCAGACGCACCCCACGAUGCACAGCCAAAACGCAAGGCGGAGCAAUCAGUAUCUCCCCCAAAGACAAAAAAGCCCAAAAUCGUUGUCCCGGAGUACCAUCUCACACCAUCGAGGCAAGAUGAGUCUGGAGAGAAUGUGUGGCCUGCUCGAGCAGAGCAAAUUGACAGGGCAAGGGAGAUCAUCAAAGAAUGGUUUGCCUUCCUUGAUUUCCAUCAAUAUGGCAACGGACUUACGUUUUGCAGUGCUCGAUCUGGAAAACAAACCCUCAUACUUCCGGACAAAGAUGCGGAUGGUCUCUCUUCCGGCAGUAUAUUACACCAUACUUUGACUACCCUCGGACUCUCGCCCUCUAUGAUCUCAGUCUACUUUCCCUCCAAAGGGGCUAACAUUCAUGAUGAAUCCACUGCAGACGCCAUUUCUGCAGUCUCUCCAACUUUCAUCUUCGUCUUAGAUCAGGGAUCGCGAAACACGCCACCCCUGACACCAGCACCGCACACAUGCCUCGUCAUCGACCAUCACUUUGCCGACGAGUGCGGCUUCCCCGACGGUGCAGACUACGUAACAGCACACGACUGCCCACCCGUCGCUACCAGUGCACUUUUGACGUACCACAUUUGCCUCCCCCUUCAUGCCGACCUCAGUGAUAAAAUCUCGUGGCUCUGUGCUCUGGGAACCCAUGGCGAUCUUGGAAGCACUAUAAAAUGGCAACCUCCGUUCCCGGAUAUGGCCCAGACCUUCAAACAACAUCCUAAGAAAACCGUGAACGACGCCGUCGCACUCGUCAACGCGCCUCGACGAUCCGCUGCUUACAACGUAAAAGAUGCAUGGGACGCCGUUAUUGCCGCAAUAUCACCCUCAGAGAUAACCAAGAAUGAAAAGCUACAUGAAGCUAGUUUCGAAGUGCGACAAGAGACAGAAAGGUGCACGCAUACGCCACCGAACUUCUCUGCAGAUGGAAGUAUUGCGCUUCUGACCAUUAGCUCGAAAGCCCAGAUUCAUCCCGUCAUCGCAACGCGGUGGAGCGGGCAUCUUAGGUCAAACAAACUCGAAAUAGUCAUGUGUGCAAACGAAGGAUAUCUACCCGACAAGGUCAAUUUUUCGUGUCGUGUUGCGAAGAUCGCAAGAGCAAGAGAAGGGGUUGAGAAGGUUGAUAUCAUCAAAAAGCUUGAGAGUAUAGUCGUAGGUGAUGGCGAUUUGAGGAAGAGACUUGGUGACAGUUUUGCUAGAGGUCACAAAGAGGCUAGUGGCGGUAUAGUCGGAAAGGCUGAGUGGGAAGAGUUCAAGAAGCUGAUGGGCAUUGGAGAGGCGGAGAGGAUCAAGAAGGAAGAGAAGGAGAAGAAGGAGGACAAGAAAGUGCAGAAGAAUACGUUAGCAAAUUACUUUGUUCAACCGGCGAAGAAGAACGAAGCAUAG
This is a messenger RNA of Parastagonospora nodorum SN15, 2493 nucleotides long. RefSeq lists its product as hypothetical. Gene Ontology annotation, biological process: methylation. The record is from RefSeq and is a predicted model, not a curated record. The transcript has 3 exons. NCBI's taxonomy places the organism in Eukaryota, Fungi, Ascomycota, Dothideomycetes, Pleosporales, Phaeosphaeriaceae. Gene Ontology annotation, molecular function: nucleic acid binding; methyltransferase activity. Gene Ontology annotation, cellular component: mitochondrion. The coding region runs from base 1 to 2493 and encodes 830 amino acids.